Molecule: messenger RNA, 1057 nt
Organism: Macrosteles quadrilineatus (aster leafhopper)
Lineage: Eukaryota; Metazoa; Arthropoda; Insecta; Hemiptera; Cicadellidae
Product: mantle protein-like
Exons: 1
Coding region: 1-897 (298 amino acids)
Source: RefSeq, a predicted model, not a curated record
AUGGGCUUCCAAACAGUUCUAGUGGGUGUUCUAGCCUUAGGAGUCCUGCAGUCUCACGGAUUUGGCCAUGGACAUCACGGCGGAGAACUUCAACACGAACACCAUGGACACUUUGAACAUCCCAAGGUAGAAGAACACAAGCACGAGCAUGAGGAGGAUCAUCACCACGAGAUCAACACAGUGACUGUGACGAAAGAAGUUCCCGUGCCGUACACUGUGGAGGUGGAGAAGAAAGUCCCAUACAAGGUGGAGGUUCCUGUUGACAAGCCUUACCCCGUGGAAGUGCCAAAGCCCUACAACGUCUACGUCGAGAAGAAAGUUCCCUACAAGGUUCAGGAGUAUGUCCCCCAGCCGUACACAGUCUACAAGAAAGUCCCUUAUCCAGUGCACUACCACGUCGACAAACCCUACCCCGUCCACGUGCCUAAGCCUUACAACGUAGUGGUCGAGAAGAAAGUGCCCUACCACGUGGAGAAGAAAGUUCCCUACCCAGUGAAGGUGUACGUCGACAAGCCUUACCCAGUGCAUUAUCCUGUGUACAAGCACGUGCCUUACCCGGUGGAGAAGAAGGUGCCUUACCCUGUGGAAGUGUCGGUGGAAAAGCCUUACCCAGUUCCAGUGCCUAAGCCUUACAACGUUUACGUGGAGAAGAAAGUUCCUUACACUGUUGAGAAGCAUGUGCCCUACCCCGUCCAUGUACCGGUGUAUCAUCAUGAGAAACACUCCGGACAUCAUGAACAUCAAGAGCUCCAACAUGGGCACCACGAACUGCAACAUGGGCAUCACGAGUUCCAACAUGGACACCACGAGUUCCAACAUGGGCACCAUGAGCUCCAACAUGGACACCACGAGUUCCAACAUGAAACCACCCACGAGGGGAGCCACGGAAUCUUCUAGAUGGAAUUCCAAACUGUAAAUAUAUGUAUAUUGUGUUAUAAGUACAACUCAUGCUUGUCAAGUAUAUUAUUAUUUUUCUUGAGACUUAAACAAGUUCAAAAAAGUAUAUAACAUUCAAAAUAUUAGUAAGGUGUUCACAUAUAACAGAACCAACGCCCUC